Messenger RNA from Caenorhabditis elegans, 1495 nucleotides. Lineage: Eukaryota; Metazoa; Nematoda; Chromadorea; Rhabditida; Rhabditidae. The record is from the annotation of a RefSeq genome assembly.
AUGUUUGGUACAAAGAAGACGGGCGGUUUAUUUUUGGUGGUCAUGGUCAUGAUGAUGAUGACGUCAUCGUCAUUUGCACAGGACUCAUCGACGGAUGAUCCAACAACUCAAGCAGCGCCACUUAACGUGACAACGGAACGUGAGAUGCCAUUUCCACUCAAUUCACUUCAAGGUUCCUACAAACUGACCAAUAUGAGAACUGCCGAUCAUCCACCAACACUGGCGACAAUCUGGGAUCUUGCCGGAGUCGACUUUGAUAUUGUCGCGUGGCCGCCAAAGGAGUGUGCAGCAGUCCACGUGUACUUUAUUGAUGCGAAAUUCAAGGGCGCAGUGUUGCAUAUUGUUGAGGAUAUUGUGAAAAAGAGUCCGUUUGUCAAAUUUUAUCCACAAAUUGGAAGAAUCGAUGUCAAGCCAACACAAGAUGGGAAUGUACUUGAGGGAACAUUCAAUCAGCGACAUGCCAUUUCAUUUACCCAUUUGAAUAGUUCUACGUAUUCUGUAGAGUUGGCCAACAAUUUUGUGGAUAAAAUCAAUAAAUACAAUGGAAUCAAGACUAAACAGAGUGUUCAGAUGGAAUUGAGUGGGCGGUUGGCGUUUGUUGUCACGAAUAGUCGAUUCUGUUUUGCACAUAUCACUCGGGAUAGACAGAAUACUUUCUACACGUCGCUAUUCGAUUUUGAUUCCUUCUCUAAGAACCAAAACCGCAUGGCAAAAUAUUUGUCGACAUUUGAAGAACCAGAGGGAGUUCAUUCGCUCUUCAAGCCGCCUGUCAAUUUGGAUAAAGGCCUUCUAAAAUCUGUUGAUUUGUUGUCGGUUCUCAAACCUCCAGUUAUCCAAACUAUGUCAAAAAUGCGUUCUCAGUUGAAAGUGUGCACUGGAUACAGUACCAGAUCCCGGAAUCCUUUGAAAAAAGCGUUCGGACUGAUUACGGUCGACUCUUGGAAGGUUUCUGAGGAGAAUGCGCAAUUGCCGAAGAGAUAUUCGAGUUUCUAUGUGGAUAUUGGAGAGCGUUGUAGUUGGAUUCGUCUGUGGAUCACUAACAUUGAAAAGUUCGACUCUUACAAUAACAGCAUGAAACUGGACGAAACUAUCGAUUUCUUCUUUGAUCAGCAAUUCUACGUGGGUCCAGACAGUGAUAAAGCCCGUCCACUGGCUGGUCACUCGGGACAAAUCAAUCGAUUAUCGAUUAGAAGACAUUGGUUUGGAGAUGAUAACAAGCAUCUAGACAAGGAUGUUCAAGCUGUUCAAUUGUCUUAUGGUAGAGAUCAGGGACCGGCACUUCCAUAUUGAGUUCUUCAAUUUGAAAUCAAUGGCUCAGAACAAUUUCAAUGUUCAUUUGAUUAAGGCAGCAAAAUGUGAGGCUAAUAUUACACCGGCCAGUCAAACAUCCCGUCUGGCGUCAGCCAAUCCAUCAGAACCCAACAGCCUGCAAUUCACUGAGUGUACCCGAACGAUUCUGCAAAAUAAGUAUGCUGGAUCAAUCAAGACUGGAUAA